Molecule: messenger RNA, 2077 nt
Organism: Pipra filicauda (Wire-tailed manakin)
Lineage: Eukaryota; Metazoa; Chordata; Aves; Passeriformes; Pipridae
Gene: CEP70
Product: centrosomal protein 70
Exons: 16
Coding region: 232-1941 (569 amino acids)
Biological process (GO): regulation of microtubule cytoskeleton organization; cilium assembly
Cellular component (GO): centrosome
Molecular function (GO): gamma-tubulin binding
Source: RefSeq, a predicted model, not a curated record
CAGCCCAUAACCCCCGGAGCCGCCACCGGCUCCCUGAGCGCUCCGCUCGCGGCGGGGCCGCUGCGCCCCAGGGGCGUUGGAGGGACCCCAGAGCCGGUGGUCUGGGCUUCUUAAAAAGGCGAAUUUUGCUCAUUGCACAUAUUUUGCCUUCUGACAGAGAUCGGGAAAACUGAGCGUGCUGUAUGUUGUUAACAGGAGAAAGCAGAGUGGGAAAAUUUAAACAAGCUAUUAAUGCGUCAUGGGUUGAAACCGGUGAGUCUUGCUGCCCCCCAAUGCUGCAGAAAUACGACAGAUAUGAUUGUCCUAGAUAGUCAGUCUUCUCUAGAAAUAAGACUUGCAUUAAAAACGCUGGUGGAAGACAUUGAGCGACAGCAGAAGUUGAUGCAAGGACUUAUGGAGACAAAUCGAUGUCUUAGAGACGUGGUGCGACAGGAGCAAGGUCGGGCAUCUCGACAAGAGCAACGGGCUAAUGAUUUGGAAAAUGUGGUGAAAAACAUUAAGGCCAAAAUUCGUCAGCUGGAAGAUGAAACGAUAGCUAAAGCUUGCCAGCAACAGAACCAAGUCAGAGAACUUCAAAAAGACCAACAGGCUUCCCAGGUAAAAUACCAACAGCAGCAGGAAAAGCUGCAAGAACAGGAAGAGGUUAUUGCCCGUUUGCAGAAGGAGCUGAGCAAGGUUGGGGUGGAGGAGCAGCACCGCGUUGCCACUCAAAACAAAAUGUUUCGUCAGUUUUGCAAAAGAGCUCCCAAGUCUCUUCUAGAUCAGAGGUACCUUUGUCUAAUUGAUUAUUAUGAAUCUCAAAUUAGUCAGAUUAAAAAGGAGCUGAGGCAAUAUAAAAAAGAUGAAGACCGGGUACAGAGACAAGGAAAAAGCAAGGAAGACUUCUUAAAUCUAGAUGCUACUCCUAAUUACAGAGCACUGCUCACGUCUUUCCAGAAGCAACUUAUUGAAACAAAAGCCAGGAACGAAGAGCUUUUGCUUGAAAAUACAAAUCUCAAAAAAGAUUUGGAAAUAAGGCCAACUGCACAGGAAUUAAAAUUUCACAAGCACCAAGUGAAGAAACUAGAGAAAACUUUAAAGAAAAUUAUCCAAUCUUUGGGCAGUAGGACUGGAGAAAGAGAAGAAAAGAAAGAAUCUGGGAGCACUGCAGAAGUGGAUCAGCUGCAGGCAGCUUGCCGGCAUUACUUACAGGUUUUGUCCCAUAUUGAUUCUAUUUUGCGAAGUCCAAGAGCUCCCCCAUUAAUAUACCGGCGCAGCAAAGGGCCAGUGCAAAAUUAUACUAAAGAGAGUGGACAGGAAUGUGGAUUUGAGCACCUUCCCCUCACCAUAGAAAUGUGGGCAGAUCAGCUGAUGGCCCUAAAGGAUUUGCAUAGGUCCUUGAGAAAACUGUCUCUGGAACUCAUGCCCUGGCAUACUGCAGAUCCACAGGAUAACAGAGAAUCCAUACGAGUUGAAGAUCUCCAGUUCAUAGUAGAUGCAAUUUUGGAAGAAAUAGAAAAUAAGGAAAAGAACAGCCAGACACGGUCCUUGCAGACCCUGUCUGCCAUAGUCUCCCACUUCCAGAAGUUGUUUGAUGUGAAUUCUCUGAAUGGUGUUUAUCCACGAAUGAAUGAGGUUUACACAAAGCUUGGGGAAAUGACCAACGCUAUGAGGAAUCUCCAUGAGCUCCUGGAACUAGACAGUUCAGCUCCGCCCACUGUGGUAGUGGAUACUGUUGGGAAACUAUGUGACAUCGUUAAUAAGAAUGUGACUGAGCAGGUACAGCAGCUUCUGGGGACUCAGGACAUCCACAGUAUCAUCAAUAAACUAGAGGAACAUGAGCACUUCUUUCCACCAUUUCAAGCUCUCAUCCAAGAUUUGCUCUGUCUUCUAGAGAUCAGUAACCUGGAUGAUAUUUUGCCUGUGGUGCGAAACCUGAAAUGGAGAGCUGGUAAAGAGUGACUCUGCUCUUCUUGAGCAAGAUUUAUCUUACCUGUGAACACACCUGUCGAUGUAUAUGAAUUACAGCUACCUCUACUGUUACCAUAAGCAACAAUUCCAGAUUUUAUAUAAAUAAAAGUUGCUGCAUUUUUUUAAA